Molecule: messenger RNA, 507 nt
Organism: Rotaria sordida
Lineage: Eukaryota; Metazoa; Rotifera; Eurotatoria; Philodinida; Philodinidae
Source: the annotation of a GenBank genome assembly
AUGAAAGAUUAUCCAAAAGCACUUGAGAAUUUCGAAAAAUGUCUCUCAAUACGUAAAAAUACCUUACCCGAGAGUCAUCCAGAUCGAGCUACUACAUAUAGUGACGUUGGUGAUAUUCAUCGAUUAAUGGGUGAUUAUGAAAAGGCGCUUUCAUUUCAUAGAAGAGCAUUAGAUGUUCAAGAAAAUGAGCAAUGUAAUCCUUUGGAUUGUGCACUGACAUAUAUAAAUAUAGGUGAAACUUAUCGAGAAAUGAAAGAUUAUUCAACAGCAUUGACAUAUUUUCAAAAAGGAUUACAGAUAUGUCAGGAUAACUUACCAAAAGAACAUCCUGAUUUAGCUGUUGUGUAUCACAAUUUGGCAAAAUUAUAUUUGGCUUCUCGACAAUAUAGUAUAGCAAUAAAGAAUGUUCAACAAGCGAUAGAAAUCGCUCAAGAAAAGUUGCCUGCAACUCAUCCACAUCUUUUAGAAUAUAAAGACACAUUUGAGAAAAUUCGAAAUGAAAUGUAA